UGCCACGGCUGGGUAAAUACAGCUUUACAAAGCUUCUUCUUUUCAAGGAGGACAGGCCCGGGGCGCCCGCCGGUCCGUGCACAGCCCAAGCCCCAGCUCCCUUGUGAAGUGCGAGACAGCAGCACCCCCACCCCCGGCGGAGCGCCGCCUUUCACCCCGGCAAACGGAAGCCCUGCAGCCAUUAGGCAAACAAGCGGGUUCCUGUCGCAGCCCCACUUUCUGUUUCUGUGAGUUGGAACCUCAGGGGCCCCAGCCGCAGGCCGGCCUGACCCUGCCCUGCUCCUCCCGGGGACCAAACCUGCAGCCGCCGCCCGGAGCGCCACACAGACCUUUGCAGUCUGCACCUUGAGACCGGGCCUCGCUGCUGAGUUGCUAGGGAUCCUCCCGCCUCAGCCUCCCACGCGCUGGGAUGACCGUCCUGAACCCCUGGCCCCGCGUGGGUGGCGAUGUCCUCAAAGGCGUCAGGGUCUCUGAGGUUCGGGGAGGACCAGGCCCUCGUGCCCUGCACCAACUACAUCGUCCAGCACGGCCGCACGGCAGGGUGCCUCCUGCAGGGCCGGGACGACGUCCUGAACCUCACCAUCCGCGACGGGCCCCGCCCCGUGCUCUCCAUGCGGCGCUGGGUGGCUGAAUACCUGAAGCCCAGCUCCCCGAGAGACCUGCAGUUCCUGUGGGGACAGGAGGCCGUGACCGUGCUGUGCUCCCCGCUGCCCCACCCGGGGCUGCUCUACGAGGUGCAGCACACGACCCCCCACGACACCCAGUGGCAGUCCCAGGUGUCAGAGGUGUGCAACAUAACCAUCAGGGGCGUGGACGUAGAGCAGUGCCACCUCUUCCGGGCCAGGGUGAAGACCAAGGAUUCCUACUACGGCCCCAAAGCCUCCCCGAGCGACUGGUCUCAGGUCACGCACUGGCGGGGAGCCACAACUGAAGAUUCCUGUGUGCAGCCGCUUGUGGGCCUCUGGCCCAGGUGGACGCGGUUCUUCCUGGUCUGCAGCCUGGUGUCGCUGCUGACGGUGGCCCUGCUGCUGGUCGCCCUGUGGAAAGCACAGAGGGUGAAGAGGCUGCUGAUGCCCAGCGUGCCGGACCCCAGGGGCAGCUUCUCCGGGCUCUUCGAGCACCACCAGGGCAACCUCCAGGAGUGGAUCGCCGACACCCAGGACGUGGCCCCGUGGAGGAAGCCGCCCGGCGGGGAGCAGGAGCAGCCGUCUGAGCAGACCCUGGAGGUCCAGCUGUCCAGGGUAGACACAGAGCUGCCGGCCGCCCCACCCACGCGGGAGGAAGAGGCCCCCGCGGGGUCCCCGAGGCUCCCUCCCCGGGACCCCCAGGCCGGCAACCUGGUGUCCCUCGGCGGCUUCACCUUUGUCAUGACUGACAGCGCCUACAUGAAGUUGUGAGCCGGCCCCGCGGCCAGCACGGGACGCCUCACCGGCAGCCAGGAACGGCGGGAAUAUUGCCACGCUCCCGGGACACGACCCUUCUCGGUCUUCAUUUCAAAACGGGAUGUGACUACUUCUCCCCCGGCCUUGGACUUGCGAUCCUCCUGCCUCAGCCUCCCGAGUGGCUGGGGCUACAGAUGUGCGUCACAUCUGUUUUGAACUUUGUCCCCACCUCUACCUGUGGUUGCACAGGGUGUGACCUGGGCAGAAUUCUAAAGGGAUGUGUCCGUCCUGAAUUAUUUUACUUUAUGUUUUUUUGAGA
Messenger RNA from Chinchilla lanigera (long-tailed chinchilla), 1701 nucleotides. RefSeq names its product cytokine receptor-like factor 2 (gene Crlf2). Gene Ontology annotation, biological process: cytokine-mediated signaling pathway. The record is from RefSeq and is a predicted model, not a curated record. NCBI's taxonomy places the organism in Eukaryota, Metazoa, Chordata, Mammalia, Rodentia, Chinchillidae. Gene Ontology annotation, cellular component: external side of plasma membrane. Gene Ontology annotation, molecular function: protein binding; cytokine receptor activity.